Molecule: messenger RNA, 1148 nt
Organism: Vitis vinifera (wine grape)
Lineage: Eukaryota; Viridiplantae; Streptophyta; Magnoliopsida; Vitales; Vitaceae
Exons: 1
Coding region: 126-998 (290 amino acids)
Biological process (GO): root development; shoot system development
Source: RefSeq, a predicted model, not a curated record
GCCAUUCACAUUACAUUAUUCGUCCUGUCUUGUUUUAAUCUGUGUGUGUGGUUAUUAUAUAUAGAGAAUUGUAGACAUUGUAGCAACCAUCUCAAAUUUGAGCUUUCUGUGAAAGAACAGGAACAAUGGCUAACAGGUGCCACGUUAGAUCAAUUAGCUUGCCUUCCAGAUCCCAUUCUACCACUCUCAAAAUCCAAGAGGAGCUUAACAAGCUCAAAAAAUGGGAGGCAUCAUCCACAUCAACAUUGGGGACAAUCUGCAAUGGCCUCUCUGGAAUGGAAGAGUUGUACAAAUGCUUGGAUGAGCUUCUUAGUUUGCAGUCCACCCAACAAGCCAUCUCCCACCAUCAACAUGAGAAAUGGGUUGAAGAAUUGUUGGAUGGAUCUGUAAGCCUUUUAGAUGUUUGUGGCACAACAAGGGAUGUCAUAUCAGAAUUUAAGGAAAAUGUUGGAGAUCUUCAAUCUGCUCUCAGGAGGAGAAAAGGAGAUGUGUGCAUUGAAAGCAGCAUCAACAAUUACAUUUGUUCAAGAAAGAAGAUGAACAAGGAUGCCAAAAAGUUGCUAGCAGCAAUUAAGAAGAUGGAUAACAAAGCUGGGGCCUCUCCACUCUUAGAUCAAGAUCACCAGCUCUCCACAGUGAUCAAAGUGCUCAGAGAUGUUAAUGCAAUGAGCAUUUCUAUCUUCCAGUCACUUGUGUUGUUCUUGUCCUCACCAGUGUUGAAGUCAAAACCAAGUAGAUGGUCACUGGUUUCAAAACUUAUGCAAAAGGGAGUGGUUUCUUGCGAAGAAAAGCAUGAGAAUGUUAAAGAGUUGGAGAAUAUAGAUUUUGCACUAAGCGCCAUUUCAGGCGAAAGAGCAGACUUGGAGAAGAUGCAAAUUGCUCAAAAAGGACUGGGGGCUUUGGAGGUCAGCAUUAAAGGCUUUGACAAUGGUUUGGAGUGCAUGUUUAGGCACUUGAUCAAAACAAGAGCCUCUAUCCUCAACAUCAUCUCUCACUAGAGUAAUGUCAACAGCCUUCUCUACCUCCAAAUCCUGCACAGGAUUCGAAUUUUAGAGGAUCUGCAAAAGGGUUUAGUUUUUCAAUCCAAAGUCAAUGUAUACGAGUGUAAAGAAACAUAUUUACACAAUGAAAUGCUAUUAGAAUUUGAA